AUGACCUCCAGCGUGGGUGUGGUUCCAAGAGACGCCUCACCAAGAGAUAAGGAAGAGACCGCACGGCCACAAAUCCCUUCAAAUGUACGAACCAAUUUAGCGCAGAGAAUGAAGCUCGGUUGGCUUCAUUUCUACUUCCUACUCUUCCUCUCUGUGUGCCCCUUCUUCCUCCUCUGCAUCUCUGUACCCCAUCCUCCUCUGCCUCUCCGUGUGCCUCUUCCACCUCCUCAGCAUCUCUCGCUGUCAAUACCAACAACAGAAGAGCAGGUGUUGCAGGCAGCCGAGUUGUCAUUGCUGCCAGAUUUCCUUCAGCAGUCGGGCGUGGACGUACCCCUGCCUCAGAGUAUCAAUUUCUCAACGGAAAUAUUGGACAAUGAUACUGACACAACAAUCGCACCACAGGCAAACGCCACUGUGACGCCACAGGCAAACGCCACUGUGACGCCACAGGCAAACGCCACUGUGACGCCACAGGCAAACGCCACUGUGACGCCACAGGCAAACGCCACUGUCACGCCACAGGCAAACGCCACUGUGACGCCACAGGCAAACGCCACUGUGACGCCACAAGUAAACGCCACUGUCACGCCACAAGCAAACACCACUUUCACGCCACAGGCAAACACCACUUUCAACGCCACAGGCAAACACCACUGUCACGCCACAGGCAAACACCACUGUCACGCCACAGGCAAACACCACUGUCACGCCACAGGCAAACACCACUGUCACGCCACAGGCAAACACCACUGUCACGCCACAGGCAAACACCACUGUCACGCCACAGGCAAACACCACUGUCACGCCACAGACAAACACCACUGUCACGCCACAAGCAAACACCACUGUCACGCCACAAACAAACGCCACUGUCACGCCACAGGCAAACACCACUGUCACACCACAGGCAAACGGCACUGUCACGCCACAGGCAAACAGCACUGUCACGCCACAGGCAAACACCACUGUCACGCCACAGGCAAACACCACUGUCACGCCACAGGCAAACACCACUGUCACGCCACAGGCAAACACCACUGUCACGCCACAGGCAAACGCCACUGUCACGCCACAGGCAAACACCACUGUCACGCCACAGGCAAACAGCACUGUCACGCCACAGGCAAACACUACUGUCACGCCCCAGGCAAACACCACUGUCACGCCCCAGGCAAACACCACUGUCACGCCACAGGCAAACGACACUGUCACGCCACAGGCAAACACCACUGUCACGCCACAGGCAAACACCACUUUCACGCCACAGGCAAACACCACUGUCACGCCACAGGCAAACACCACUGUCACGCCACAGGCAAACACCACUGUCACGCCACAGACAAACGCCACUGUCACGCCACAGGCAAACACAACUGUCACGCCACAAGCAAACACCACUGCCACGCCACAAAAAAACGCCACUGCCACGCCACAAACAAACGCCACUGCCACGCCACAAACAAACGCCACUGCCACGCCACAAGCAAACGCCACUGCCACGCCACAGGCAAACGCCACUGCCACGCCACAAGCAAACGUCACUGCCACGCCACAAGCAAACGCCACCCAGGCCCCUUCACCAGCCAAGGUCACCGUCGCCGCGUUGGGUUCUUUAAUAAGCUUGAUUUCGUCUGCGUCUUCGUCGUCGUCGUCGUCGUCGUCGUCGGCAGGGUCGUCUACGCCUUUCACACAGGGAGAAAGGCCGAGUUAUAUUUUGGGCGGAGGCAACUGAAGGAGAGAGGAGGAGGUGGAGUGAGGGAGAGCGAGUCCAGUAAAAAGGCUAGAUUACCGUCGACAUUGGAGGUCGUUGAGAUUUCACUGUUGGAGAUCGUCCAGGUUUUGGUAUUGAUAAUAUUUCACUGUUGGAGAUAGCACAGGCUUCAGUUAAAGAUAUAAUUUCACUGUUAUAAUGUUGAACAUAUUGUAAAAGUUAUGACAAUUCCAUUGCUCGACUAAAGUAAACAAUAUAUUAUGUGUCUGAUGUAUAUACCAAAGCGAGGUAGUAUUUUCUUUUUUAAUUCUCUCUCCCUGUAUAUUAUCCAAAAGUGUAAUUGAUAUUUAAGUGUGAUUUGAGAAUCGUUUUUAUUCUUUUAUAGGUUUAAUGGUCCAAUUUUAUGAUAUAUUUUACUGUGUUAAAAAAAGGAAAGGAAAA
Penaeus monodon (black tiger shrimp) is the source of this 2152-nucleotide messenger RNA. RefSeq lists its product as uncharacterized. The record is from RefSeq and is a predicted model, not a curated record. The transcript is spliced from 4 exons. The coding region runs from base 1 to 1872 and encodes 623 amino acids. Lineage: Eukaryota; Metazoa; Arthropoda; Malacostraca; Decapoda; Penaeidae.